CCUCCACAGGCCCUGAGGAAGGAGCUGCAGACCUGGAAAGUGGACGUGGUGUUGAAUGACGGGGCCCCUAAUGUGGGGGCCAAUUGGCUGCAUGAUGCCUACUCUCAGGCCCACCUGACCCUGAUGGCCUUGAAGCUGGCCUGCGAGUUCCUGAACAAAGGCGGCUACUUCAUCACCAAGGUGUUCCGCUCCAAGGACUACCAGCCCCUCCUCUGGAUCCUGCAGCAGUUCUUCCGGAAGGUUCAGGCCACCAAGCCUCAGGCCUCCAGGAACGAGUCGGCUGAGAUCUUUGUCGUGUGCCAGGGCUACAUCGCGCCCGAUAAGAUCGACAACAGGUUCUUCGAUCCCAAACAUGCCUUCAAAGAGGUGGAAGUUCAGAGCAAGACCAUCCGUGACCUGGUGACGACCAAGAAACCCAAGGCGGAGGGAUAUGCUGAGGGUGACUACACGCUGUACCACCGCUUCACGCUGAUGGAGUUCAUCAAGGCGCGUAAUCCAGUGGACUUCCUGGACAAAGCCAAUGAGAUCACCUUUGACAAUCCAGAGCUGGAAAACCAUUCAGCCACCACAUCGGAGGUCCGGGAAUGCUGCAAGGAUGUGCGUGUGCUGGGUCGGAAGGAGCUGAGGCUGCUCCUGAGCUGGAGAAACAAACUGAGACGCCACCUCGUGAAGAACCUGAAGGACCAGGCGAAGGAGCUGGGCGACAACAUCAGCCUGAACUCAGAGGACGAGAGCGAUGAGGAGAAGGGCCUGUCGCCAGCCGGCAAGCAGCGGGAAGCGGAGGGAGCGGGCCUCCUGGCCGAGGAGGGAGCGGGCCUCCUGGCCGAGGAGGGAGCGGGCCUCCUGGCCGAGGAGGGAGCGGGCCUCCUGGCCGAGGAGGGAGCGGGCCUCCUGGCCGAGGACGAGGAGCAGAUGGAGCAGCAGCUGGCCCUCCUGAAGGCUGAGGAGGUGGCGGAGUUGAAGAGGAAGAAGAAGAAGAUUCUGAAGGAGAGACGGAAGCAGCGGGAGAGGAUUGAGCUGAAGAUGGAUCUGCCGGGGGUCUCCAUCGCUGACGAUGCUGAGGUCUGCCUCUUCUCCCUGAAAGCAAUUAACCGCAGGAAGAUGACGGAGAUUGAGCAGGGCGACAUGAAGAUGGCCGACCAGGCCCUGGAGGCUGGACUCCUCGACCAGGACGGCAUCAACGUCUCUGACCAGGAGAUGGUGGAUGAGAUCUCACUGGCCAGUGACCUCGACGACUCCGAUCUCCAGGAUGUCCUGGACCACGAGAAGCAGCUGGAGAGCAAGAGGAGAUUACAACGCAAAAGGCCCACAGCCUCCGGGCAGGAGGAGCCCAGGGGGCUGGAGGAGGAGGGAAAUCCACUGCUGGUCGAGCUGGAGCCCAAGGACGUGCGGCAGGAGCGACAGGCUGACCUGUGGUUUGGGAAGGAGAUCUUCACCGGACUGGACGCUGACGCUGACGAGGCUCUGGAGAUUAAACAGACCAAGAAGCUGUACGCCCAGCAGGGCCUGGUGCUCGCAGGUGAGGAGGGAAGGUCGGCCGGAGAGAACGAGACCCCCCCCUCGGGGUCGAAGGAGCUGACGAGGGCGAAUGAACAGCCGGAAGAUUCGGAGGAAGAGAGUUCAAGCGACGAGAGCGAUAUUCAGGAGAUGAAGCGAAUUGGAAGCAAAGGUCAGACGGAGACGCUGGAUGAAAACAACAUAUUUGAGGUGGUUCACGUAGAGAAGUCAAUGAAAAGGGCUCAGGUUCUGGACGCUGAAGGACUUGCGUUAGGAGCCUCCAUCGCAGCAUCGAAGAAGAGAGCCCGAGACCUCAUCGACGACACGUUCAACAGAUACACGUUCGAGGAGGAUCAGGACGAGCUGCCCGCCUGGUUUGUGGAGAAUGACCAGAAGUACCGGCGGAGGCCCGUGCCCUUUGACCCCGCCAUGGCCGCCGAGUUCCGCCAGCGCUGGAGAGAGAUCAACGCUCGGCCCAUCAAGAAAAUCGCAGAGGCUAAAGCUCGGAAGAAGCGGAGGCAACUGAAGAAAAUGGAACAAGCCAGGAAGAAAGCAGAGGCCGUGGUCAACACCGUCGAUAUCUCUGAGCGUGAGAAAGUGGCUCAGAUGAAGAGCAUCUACAGGAAGGCCGGAGUCAAGGAGAAACGCGAGGUGACCUACCUCGUGGCCAAGAAAGGCGCCGGCCGCAAAGUCCGCCGUCCGGCCGGGGUCAAGGGUCAGUUCCGGGUGGUGGACCGCAGGAUGAAGAAGGACACGAGGAAGAUGGCCAAGGACGGAACGGCCAAAGGGAAGAGGAGGGGCAAGUAGGAGGUGUCACCUCCCCCCCCCACACCAACCCAAACCUCCGGAAGGUUCUCUCUCCGCCUCCACCUCCUGUUGAGGAAGCGAUUUCACCCCCCCGCCCCCCCACCCCCGAGAGAAAACGUUCCUCCUCAUCUCUGUCCUCAGUGGAUGACCCCUUACUUUUAAACUGUGACCCCCUCCCCCCUCUCCAACCCUUUGACCUCCCUCGACACCUCGGUCCGCUCGUCCCUCAACUCCCGACACUCGAGGGACGAGGCUGGUCUCCCCCUCGCAACCCAACCCCUUACCUCAUGCCUUCCUGCAGCCCCUUCUCUAUGAUCGUCACACC
This is a messenger RNA of Carcharodon carcharias (great white shark), 2629 nucleotides long. RefSeq names its product FtsJ RNA 2'-O-methyltransferase 3 (gene ftsj3). The annotation marks the transcript as partial. NCBI's taxonomy places the organism in Eukaryota, Metazoa, Chordata, Chondrichthyes, Lamniformes, Lamnidae. Gene Ontology annotation, molecular function: rRNA (guanine) methyltransferase activity; rRNA (uridine-2'-O-ribose)-methyltransferase activity. The transcript is spliced from 17 exons. Gene Ontology annotation, biological process: rRNA methylation; maturation of LSU-rRNA from tricistronic rRNA transcript (SSU-rRNA, 5.8S rRNA, LSU-rRNA); maturation of 5.8S rRNA from tricistronic rRNA transcript (SSU-rRNA, 5.8S rRNA, LSU-rRNA). The record is from RefSeq and is a predicted model, not a curated record. Gene Ontology annotation, cellular component: nucleus; preribosome, large subunit precursor; nucleolus.